This is a messenger RNA of Egretta garzetta (little egret), 5534 nucleotides long. RefSeq names its product cAMP-specific 3',5'-cyclic phosphodiesterase 4D. Gene Ontology annotation, cellular component: nucleus; cytosol; perinuclear region of cytoplasm. The record is from RefSeq and is a predicted model, not a curated record. Gene Ontology annotation, biological process: cAMP catabolic process; regulation of cardiac muscle cell contraction; signal transduction. The transcript is spliced from 10 exons. Gene Ontology annotation, molecular function: 3',5'-cyclic-AMP phosphodiesterase activity; ATPase binding; transmembrane transporter binding. Lineage: Eukaryota; Metazoa; Chordata; Aves; Pelecaniformes; Ardeidae. The coding region runs from base 32 to 1582 and encodes 516 amino acids.
GGCAGUAUAGAAAAAAAAAAAAAAAUCAAAAAUGCCUGAGGCAAACUAUUUACUCUCAGUUUCUUGGGGCUACAUAAAGUUUAAAAGAAUGCUCAACCGGGAGCUAACCCACCUAUCUGAAAUGAGCAGGUCAGGCAAUCAGGUCUCGGAAUAUAUAUCAAACACAUUCUUAGACAAACAACAUGAAGUUGAAAUCCCUUCUCCGACACAGAAAGAGAAAGAGAAAAAGAAGAGGCCAAUGUCCCAGAUCAGUGGGGUCAAAAAACUGAUGCACAGCUCCAGCCUAACUAAUUCCAGUAUUCCCAGAUUUGGAGUUAAAACAGACCAAGAAGAUGUUCUUGCCAAGGAACUAGAAGAUGUGAACAAAUGGGGCCUUCAGGUUUUCAGAGUAGCGGAGUUAUCUGGAAACAGACCUUUGACAGUCAUCAUGCACACCAUUUUUCAGGAACGGGACUUGUUAAAAACAUUUAAGAUUCCAGUAGACACUUUAAUAACUUACUUGAUGACCCUAGAAGACCAUUACCAUGCAGAUGUGGCAUAUCACAAUAACAUACAUGCUGCAGAUGUUGUUCAGUCAACCCAUGUCCUGCUAUCAACCCCAGCAUUAGAGGCAGUGUUCACUGAUUUGGAGAUUCUUGCAGCAAUUUUUGCAAGUGCAAUACAUGAUGUAGAUCACCCUGGGGUUUCGAACCAGUUUCUUAUCAACACAAAUUCUGAACUUGCCUUGAUGUACAAUGACUCAUCAGUACUGGAGAAUCAUCACUUAGCUGUGGGCUUCAAGCUGCUGCAGGAAGAAAAUUGUGACAUUUUCCAGAAUUUGACCAAAAAACAGAGGCAAUCAUUGAGGAAAAUGGUCAUUGACAUUGUACUUGCAACAGAUAUGUCUAAGCAUAUGAAUCUAUUGGCUGAUUUAAAAACCAUGGUUGAAACCAAAAAAGUGACCAGUUCUGGUGUCCUACUUCUUGAUAACUAUUCAGACAGGAUUCAGGUUCUUCAGAAUAUGGUGCACUGUGCAGAUCUAAGCAAUCCAACCAAGCCACUCCAUCUCUACCGCCAAUGGACAGACAGAAUAAUGGAGGAAUUUUUCCGUCAGGGAGAUCGGGAAAGAGAAAGGGGAAUGGAGAUAAGUCCCAUGUGUGAUAAGCACAAUGCAUCUGUAGAAAAAUCACAGGUGGGUUUUAUAGACUACAUUGUUCAUCCUCUGUGGGAGACGUGGGCAGAUCUUGUUCACCCGGAUGCCCAGGAUAUCUUAGAUACACUGGAGGACAAUCGAGAAUGGUACCAGAGCACAAUCCCUCAAAGUCCUUCUCCUGCACCUGAUGACCAGGAAGAGGGUAGGCAGGGCCAAACUGAAAAAUUCCAGUUUGAACUAACACUGGAAGAAGAUGGUGAGUCAGACACCGAAAAGGACAGUGGAAGUCAAGUAGAAGAAGACACCAGCUGCAGUGACUCCAAGACUCUUUGCACCCAGGAUUCAGAAUCCACUGAAAUUCCUCUUGAUGAGCAAGUAGGGGAAGAAGUAGAAGAGGAGGAGAACCAGACAGAACCUUGUGUGGUAGAAGACCAUUCUCCUGACACGUAACAAUGAAGAUGCAGGCUCUCUCUCUUGCCCUCUCCAUUUCUUUUCCUCUUUCUCUCUGUUUUUGUUUUGUUUUGUUUUUAUUAGAUAAUGGUUUCCAAAGUGUAUGUCGUAUGCUACAACCAUAGUCACAACUUGCUGUCAUCUGCCAGGACGUUUGUUGAUCAAAACUGACCUUGAUGACUCAGUUUGGCACUCAGGAAUAUUGUAACCAGAAUUUUCACCUCCAUGGCAUCAGAAAGCAGGGGGGAGAACAUCCACAAACUACAUUUUAAUAAGCUCUCCAUUUGGCAGAUUUGAUUAAAUAAAGCAAAUGUUUUCAGAGGAGUACUACCUGCCAACCAAAUGCUGGUAUGCUUUGAUAGUUUUUGAAUUCAUUGUAUUUCACAAGCAAAGCAUUGGAUAAUAUUCAUCAUGAGAGGAAACAGACAGAAAAUGAACUGAGGUUCCUACUGGAAAACAAAUGCACAUAAAUGAUGGGACACAACAUGAUUCUGUUACCAAUAGGAAGAUGAGCUGUGGAAAUUGCAUAAUUUUCUAAUUUCAAGUCUUCCUGAUACGUGACUGAAAAAAGUGCAACACACAGGGUUGCACUAACCUCUGCAUUUUGUAUAAUAUGUAAAAGAGUGAUCUUUUGUAGAGCUUACUUUUAUUAUUAAAUGUACCGAGGUAUUAUAUUUAAAGAAAAACACUUUCAGACUUCAUCUGCCACUGGUUAUUUUUUUUCCAAAGAGUAACUUACAAGUUUUCAGUACAAAUCUGUGCUACACUGGAUAAUACUUCUAGGUUUUUUCCUUCCUUUUUUGCACCUUAGAAUCUCAUGGUCAUAUUGAGCUGUAAAAGUCUAUUUUAUAUAUUAGUGAGUUCCAUGAAUAUCCUUUAUGUUACAUAAGACUCUUUCAGUAUGAUGACUUUUUUUUUUUGUUUGUUAUUCAUCACAAUUUUCCCAAACGUAUUAGAGGAACUUACGUUGUGCUUUUGCCCUCACAGUGGCCUGAUCCUGUCAAUUCUGUCUUACAACAAGAAUUGGUCCCAGUGAAACCAACUGGGACCACUAAGAUUAGGAUUUGCAGGACUAGAGCCCGUAAGAAAGGUGAUGAUUUGUCAUCUUAAUACAAAAGCAGCUCCUCUGCUAUACUAAUAAAAUUUGUCCCUCUGAAAUGUGGUUUCCAGACCAUUUUUGGCUGGGAGCUAUAGACUGCUAAAUCAGAACAGGCCAAUAUAAUGCAUGGACUAUUCGUUCUGGCAAAAAAAGCAUUACUGUACUAUUUCCGGUUUUUUAAUAACUUUUUAUCUGUGUCAGCUAUCUAGUUAAACAAUUUGCUAAUGUGAGACGUGUACAACAUAAAAAUAAUGAUUAGCAUUAUUUUUUCAUGUCUUUGUUGCAAGAAGAGCCAGGUCAGUCUUUAUGUUUUUAAGUAAAUGAGCAAUGCAUCAUGAGAGUUGUAGUUUACUUCAUGUUAUUUCAGUCUCAGAUCUUUUCAUCCAUUAUCCAGUUUGUGCUGAGGGGAUACUGCUUUUCAGUUUGAUUGGUACUGAAAACUGAAAGCUUCUGUAACUUGGAAAGUUAAAGGGAGGGAGGAGUUCAUAUUUGACAUUUUCUAGUCCUGUUGUUUGGUCACAUGAAAGAAGAAGGAAUUCUACUUCUUCCACUUUACUCUUUGUUAAAGCUGUAAUUUUGAGUGUAGAAGAGGGAAAAUAGUUGCCUAGGGAAGGUAGCAAACUCCCUCUGUGUAAAAUUCUGGUAAAAUGACAGUAACAAGAUGAUUCCUAACAAAAAACAGAGAACAGCUGUUAUUUGCCCUUUGGAUUCAUUUUGUAGUAAAUUUGCAGAUAUGAAUACAGGGAUUUUUAAGUGUCUGGUAUCUAGGAUAAAAACCUGUUGAAAAAUGAUUGACUAAUAAUUGAGCUUUUAAAUGCAUUUUGCGUUCUUCUAUAUCCAGGACAUAGCUUUGUCUACCUUUUAGCCCUCACAGGGCCUUAGCACGGAAGAUGUUGAAGGAGGAAAGAGAAUGAAGAGAACUCCUGGGGGUUUUUUCAGGUUUUGACUCUUUUUUUUGUUCUUCAUCGUUUCUCCUGAACCUGAUACAUCUAAAAAUCCUUUCAGUCCCCUAGAGUGCCUGGAACCUUAAUAACGGAAAAGCAAUAUAAAUUCCAAAAUAACCAAUAGGGACCUGAAAAGGUUUUGUAUCUGCACUAACUGAAAGUGAAUGAAGAGUAACACCACAUUGUGAUAUACACAUCCAUACAUGUGGACAAUCGAAUAAUAGAAAAUUGUAUCAUUUCUUACAGAUGGGGAUAUAAUGCACUGUACAAUCUUUUUUUUUCCUCUUUUGCCAAAGUGUGUUUUAGCAUUGCACACUGCUGUAAAACAAUACAAGUGGCUUUAUGUGUUAUGUAUAUUUUUGCCAUAAGAAGAUGCAGUGAGCAGGUGUGGAGUUGGGGAAAAAAUAAAAUUCACCUUGCUUAUAACAGUACACUUUAGCUUGCAGGUUACUGUGCUCAAUAAUGCUGUAUUUGAAUUAUUAAAUUGUUUUGUGUCGUUAUUAAAAUGAUAAUGAAAGAAUAUAGAUAGAACAAAUAGCAUUCAGAAGUUUAAAAAACUUGAAUGAAAUGGAUUUUACAGAAAGCUUUGACAGUUCUUUUCAAAUGCAUUAUUUAUUUGUGCCAUGCAUUUUUCUCACCAAAUGACCUUACCUGUAAUACAGUCUUGUUUGUCUCUGUUUACAACCAUGUAUUUAUUGUAAUGUACAUACUGUAAUGUUAAUUGUAAAUUAUCAGUUCUUAUUAUAACAUCAUCCUCGUCAGGGUGGUGUUGCUAUAUUUGGAAACUCUUGGUGAGAGAAUGAUUAUUGUGUAUACAUAUUCCUUGUACAUUUUUUUCUCCUGUAAUAUAUUCUAUGUCACCUUAGAGCUUGUUUAUGGAAGAUUCAAGAAGAGUAUAAAAUACAUAAAGAUAUAUCAAUAAAAAAAGCUGCAGGUCUUUGGUCCCAGGGCUGUGCCUUAACUUUAAACAAUAUUUUCUUCUGUUUUGCUGCAUUUGAAAGUAAGGUAGCAGUGGGGGCUAGGGCUGGGCAUUUCUACCAUAUUUUUAGUUGCUAACUGAUGGGGUUACUCGUACAAGUUAAUAUGCCUGAUACUACAAUGAGCUUUCAUUUAUGAGCCUACUGGAAUUUCAAGCUUUUCCAGACUUCUGGCAAUAUAAUGGCAUUGCCUCUCUGAUUAUCUUUUUACAGGCUAUCGUCAGGAAUUAUUGCAGCCAUUUUUUGCUCCUAAAAAAAAGAAAAAAAAAAUCGAUGCUGUGUUUCAGGACUGAAUUGCACCAAAACAGCUUUGGAAAGCACCUCUAAUAAGCAUUUGAUUUUAAUUCAUAUUGCGAAAUGGAAUAAUUGGAAUUAAAAGGGUGUAACUCAUACAUUUUUACAGUCAUCUGUAAUAUCCCUUCUUUAUUUAGUGGCACAAAUUAUCACUGUGUAAGCCAUGAAGUAGGACAUAAGACAACUUUAAUCUUGGAAAUGCUUUCCAACACCAAUAUUAGUGUUAUAAGUGGCCAAAGUUCUAUUUUAUAUGGAUGUAUCUAAGGCUUUGUACAGGUGUGUUCGUCAUAAUGUACUAGAUCUACAGGAGAAUGGUAAACCUUUAGAUCUUUUCAUUACACUAGUAUUAGGCUUGCACAUUGGACUGAGCUUCUCUUGCUGUUUGACUUGUCAUGUUGCUCCAGACUAGUUAGAGCUGUUAUCAGUGAAUUUGCCAGAGUGAGGUAAAUACCUUUCCUCCAUUCCAGCGAUGCCCAGCCCUUGUAGCAUGGGACUUCUUCAUGAAAGGAGAUUUUUUUUUUUUUUCAAGGAAAAACAGAGCCUCCUUUUUGACACAAACUGUAGAUUUUAGCAGCCCUGGCCCAAAGCAAAUAGAUUGCUUUUGUUUUAAACAGUAUAAAAGGGACACUAUAACAACA